AUGGGUCCCACGGUAGCGGAGAGAUGCUUCGCCGAGAAGUUCGUCGCCCCGCACUGGCUUCCUGGGGGUCAGGCAUUUUGGUACCGUCGGCAAAUAAGCGAUGACAAGUACAGAUUCAUCUACGUUGAGAUUCAAAGCAAGAAUAUUCGCCCUGCCUUUGAUCACGAGGCUUUGGCCGUUGCACUGGCAGAGCAUGUGCAGAAACAGAUCAAAAUCGACCCGGAGGCACUCCCCUUUUCAUGGAUUGAACUUGAGGAUUCCCACGUCCGUUUUCGCUUCGGAGAGCAGAUCUGGCACUUCGGGUCUGGCAAAGGUCUAUCCAAGUGUUCAGGAACAUUCACGCAGGGGAACCUGACACUCAUGCGCAGGCAGGAGCCUUCUGCUGAUACUGCAGCCAGUAGGCCUGUUACGGUCACCUUCAUUAAUAAUACAAGGUCCCGUUUAUUUCUGAACGAUGUCAACCAUAAGGGAUCAGUGAAGCCCCACACAUCCAUUUCCCAAGGCAAGACGCUGUUUGAGAAAACUUACUCUGGGGUUUCUUGGAGGCUUGAAGAUGCGGUGUCUCGUCAAUUGCGCGGGGUUUACCGUGUACCAGACAAAGUGCACGAUACUGUCAUCGUCGACGAGGUGGAUGUUGAUGAGUACUUGGGCAAAGAAGGAGAAAACCCCAUCGGUGCUCUACUUGGGAAGGGUGAUGUGGCCCCAGCGCAGGAGCAUCAAGACGAUGGCGGCUUUGUUCAGCUGAGCGAAGAGGACAUAAACACCACCCCUCAGAUUUCGGUUCGGGAUGGGAAAUUAUGGCUCCGGGAUGAACAAGGAAUCGAGUCCCAGCUCAUCGAGGCAAAUUCUUCUGAGGAGUCUCACUGUAGCGACGAGAUACUCUAUCUAUGUCCCAACAAAGCCUUCGCAGUUGCAUGGUGUUUUCAACAAUGA
This is a messenger RNA of Clonostachys solani, 933 nucleotides long. The record is from the annotation of a GenBank genome assembly. Lineage: Eukaryota; Fungi; Ascomycota; Sordariomycetes; Hypocreales; Bionectriaceae.